Molecule: messenger RNA, 2736 nt
Organism: Amorphotheca resinae ATCC 22711
Lineage: Eukaryota; Fungi; Ascomycota; Leotiomycetes; Helotiales; Amorphothecaceae
Exons: 6
Coding region: 1-2736 (911 amino acids)
Biological process (GO): DNA replication; DNA topological change; chromosome segregation
Cellular component (GO): chromosome; nucleolus
Molecular function (GO): DNA topoisomerase type I (single strand cut, ATP-independent) activity; DNA binding
Source: RefSeq, a predicted model, not a curated record
AUGUCUUCCGAUUCAGACGAUAUGCCUUUAGCCAAGGCAAACAGACGUGUCUCUGCAGCCCACAUCUCGAAAGACGACGACAAAGCUAUGGACAAGGCUGAGGCAAAGACAGAUUAUGCUCCUGAGGGAGUCUCGGUCCGGAACGGCCCAGUCCUGGAUGACAAGAUGGACGUUGACGAACCAGCCACGAAUGGCAAUGCAAAGCGCAAAGCAAGGACUAGCACUGCAAAGGCCGUCAAUUACAAUGUCGAUGGAAGUGAGGGCGAAAGUGACGAGGACGCAGCGCCAUUGGCCAAGCGUCAAAAGACGGCAAAGAAGCCCGCGGAAUCCGAGUCCGAUGAUGAUCAGCCGUUGGCCCGCAAGAAGGCCAGCAAGCUUCCACCGAAAAACGACGUGGCUACAGUCGGUAUAGAUACUUCUGAUGACGAACCUCUUAACACGAAGCUUGCCAAGCAAAAGGCCUCAAUUGAAAAGAAGGCUGAGAAGGAAGCUAAGGCUAUACGUGCAAAGGAAAGCAAGGCGAAAAAGCCCACCCCGAAGAAAGCAGUCAAGAAAGAGGAAUCCGACAGUGAAGGUGACGUUAAGCCGAAGAAGCGGAAACCGAAUGGUACUGCAUCUACAAAGAAGACGAAUGGCGUGAAGAAGGAGGAGUCCGACUCAGAUGUACCACUCGCGAAGAAAGCCGCUGUGAAGAAGACCAACGGCAGAGCUAAAUCCGAAGACUCCUCUUCCACCAAAAAGGGGAAGGGUAAAAAAGAUGAGAGUGAGGAAGCGGAGGAGGUCUAUCGUUGGUGGGAUGCUCCCAAGAAGGAGGACGACAGCAUCAAAUGGGAGACCCUGCAGCAUAAUGGUGUCGUUUUCCCACCACCGUAUGAACCUCUUCCUGAGAAUGUCAAGUUGCUGUAUGACGGGAUUCCACUCACCCUCUCUGUCGAGGCCGAAGAAAUCGCAGGAUUCUUUGGCGCUAUGCUAAAUUCCACUCACAACGUCGAAAAUCCAACAUUCCAAAAGAACUUCUUCGAAGACUUUACCGAGGAGGUCAGAAAGACUGGUGGAGCUAAAGACAAGGAUGGUAACCUGGUCGAAAUUAAAGAGUUUUCCAAGCUGGACUUCAAGCCAAUCUUCCAAUACUACGAUGCAAAGAACCAGGAGAAGAAAGCCCGCUCAGCAGCGGAAAAGAAGGCAGACAAAGCUGCCAAGGAUGCGAUCGAAGCACCCUACACCACAUGUAUCUGGGAUGGUCGUAAGGAGCAAGUUGGUAAUUUCCGUGUCGAACCCCCCGGAUUAUUCCGUGGUCGUGGCGAGCAUCCAAAGACCGGCAAGGUCAAGCGACGGGUUACUCCAGAGAUGAUCACCAUAAAUAUCGGUAAAGAAGCAGUUGUACCUGCUCCUCCAGAGGGACACAAGUGGAAAGCCGUUCAGCAUGACAACAAAGCUACUUGGCUUGCCAUGUGGCAAGAGAAUAUCAACGGAGCCUACAAGUAUGUCAUGCUCGCUGCGAAGAGUAGUAUCAAGGGCCAAAGCGAUUACAAGAAGUUCGAAAAGGCCAGAGAGCUCAAGAAGCACAUCGACCGCAUUCGCAAGGAUUACGAGAAGGAUCUUCAUGCUGAACUCAUGGCUGAUCGCCAACGUGCCACGGCAGUUUAUCUUAUUGAUAAGUUUGCCCUGCGUGCUGGUAACGAGAAGGAUACUGAAAACGAGGCCGAGACAGUUGGCUGUUGCUCCUUGAAGUACGAGCAUGUCACGCUCAAGCCUCCGAAUACAGUCAUCUUCGACUUCCUCGGAAAGGAUAGUAUCCGAUUUUAUGAUGAGGUCGUCGUUGCCCCCCAAGUCUUCAAGAACUUGAAACUCUUCAAGAAACCUCCGAAAACGAAUGGCGAUGAUAUCUUCGACCGUCUCACUACCACACAACUUAACAAACAUCUGACGAACUACAUGCCUGGCCUGAGUGCUAAAGUUUUCCGUACCUACAACGCCUCGUACACCAUGUCGACACUGCUUCAGGGACUCAAGAACAACAACGCCAGCAUUCAAGAGAAAGUUAAGCUUUACAAUGACUGCAAUCGGCAGGUGGCCAUUCUUUGUAACCAUAAGCGUACCGUCGGGGCUAGUCAUGAAGCACAGAUGGAGAAGAUAGGCGACAGAAUCAAGGGUCUCAAGUAUCAGAAAUGGCGCACCAAGCAAAUGAUCUUGGAUAUUGACCCAAAGCAGAAAAAGAAGCUGGGGGCUGAGUAUUUCGAGCUGGAUGAAGAUCUCGAUGAAGCUUGGAUUCUCGAGCACCAGGCGUUCCUAGUCCAGGAACAGCGGACCAAAAUUGAAAAGAAGUUCCAGAAGGAUAAUGAGAAGCUCGUUGCUGAUGGUCAAAAGGAGAUGAAAGCAAAGGAGCUCGCCGAGAGACUAGAGGCUGCCGAUGAACUCGAGAAGAAAUUCAAGAGAGAGAACAAGACGAAGAAAGUCGUGGCGGAGGGUAAAAGCCCGACAGUUGAGAAAUACGAAGCAGCCAUCAAGAAGCUAGAUGAGCGGAUUACGACCAUGAUGCUCCAAGCCGAAGACCGAGAGGGCAACAAGGAGGUUGCGCUCGGUACUAGUAAGAUUAACUACAUCGAUCCUCGACUUACGGUUGUCUUCGCAAAGAAGUUCAAUGUUCCGAUCGAAAAGUUCUUCUCAAAGACGCUCCGAGAGAAAUUUACCUGGGCGAUCGAAUCCAUCGAAGAUGAUGACGACUGGGAGUUUUAA